This is a messenger RNA of Dromaius novaehollandiae (emu), 1509 nucleotides long. Its product is annotated as probable 2-ketogluconate reductase. NCBI's taxonomy places the organism in Eukaryota, Metazoa, Chordata, Aves, Casuariiformes, Dromaiidae. The transcript is spliced from 6 exons. Gene Ontology annotation, molecular function: oxidoreductase activity, acting on the CH-OH group of donors, NAD or NADP as acceptor; NAD binding. The coding region runs from base 128 to 1114 and encodes 328 amino acids. The record is from RefSeq and is a predicted model, not a curated record.
UGUGGAAAGGCACUAUUUCCUACAGUACCUGUGUUCCUGCACUGCUUUUGUUGUCAUGAUACUGCAAAGCUGUUGGCCCACUGGGCUUACCCUGUAUUGUCGUUUCCAAUUCUGAGAAAUAAAGAUCAUGGGAGAAGGAGAGCUACCUGGGCUUUUGGUAAAUGAAAUAGGAGGAAUACAUGGGGUACUGCAUAGCCAUGUGGAGUUCCUGAAGAAACAUUUCUACCUCAUCACUAUGAAGGAGUUUCUUGAAGACAGAAAGCAUUUGAGUAAAAAGGUCCAAGCAAUCUAUUUGUGGUGGCACAAACCAGUCAUUGACCAAGAGCUCCUCCAGAGCCUGCCAAACUUAAAAGUGAUUGCAAAUUCAGGAGUAGGGAUGGAUCACCUGGAUCUGAAACUUGUAGCUACCUUUGGUGUGAAAAUGGCUAAUGCUCCACAUGCUGUUUCCAGCAGCACAGCAGAUACUGGGAUGGCUUUACUGCUGGCAUCUGCUAGAAGACUAGUAGAAGGCUGUCAUGUUGCAUUUUCUCUAGGUAUGGAGUACUGUGAAGCUGAUUUUCUGGGAGUUAAAGUUACCAGAGCUACUCUGGGGAUCAUUGGAAUGGGCAGCAUUGGCUAUAAGAUUGCUCUGAGAGCCAGAGCAUUUGAAAUGAAUAUUUUGUACCACAACAGGACACGGAGGAAAGAGCACGAGGAGCAACUUGUCGGUGCCGUCUAUUGUGAAAAGAUAGACAGCUUGCUCCAGCAGUCAGAUUUUGUGAUGGUGGUGGUGAGCCUGACACCUCAGACACACAAGCUGAUUGGGAAAAGGGAGAUGGAGCUGAUGAAACCCACGGCUACUCUCAUUAACAUCAGCCGAGGGGCAGUAGUCGACCAAGAGGCGCUGGUGAGAGCUCUCCAGGCCGGCGUUAUCAGGGCCGCAGCUUUGGAUGUCACCUACCCGGAGCCACUGCCCAGAGAUCAUCCACUAUUAAAAUUAAAGAAUGUCAUUAUAACACCCCACCUUGGCAUUAAAACAGAGAAGACCACCCGCAUGAUAACAGAGGAAGCAGUUGAAAACAUCCUAGCAGCUCUUAAUGGUCUCCCUAUACCCAGUGAAGUGCUCCCAAGCUGAUGUGCAAAAGGAUAUCACAGAUCUAAAUGAUUUUAUUCUUCUGUUUUCCCCACUGAGAGUGACCUAUUCCAAGUGGGCAGGGAAAGCUUUGACUGAGUCUCAAAUGUUAUUAAAAAAACCCUAAAAUUUUAAAUUCCUUAUGAAGUGGAGGAAUAUACUACUGUUCAGUUCUGAACUCUGCCAUAGAUAGAUGCAAGCUUUAAGUGGCUCUGUGAAAAAAGCUGCUGAUUGCCAAUGCACUUACAGUUCAUGCUAGGCUCCCUAGAAAGCACGAAGUGGGGCUGUUACAUGUUUUCCAGUAUGUUAAUUUGUCUAUUUCAAGGUUGGGAAAACAAGACUACUCUGUUGAAACCUAACUGACCUUUCUGUUAUAUUAAAAAUUUAUUCAAACAUUA